Molecule: messenger RNA, 1126 nt
Organism: Syngnathoides biaculeatus (alligator pipefish)
Lineage: Eukaryota; Metazoa; Chordata; Actinopteri; Syngnathiformes; Syngnathidae
Product: transmembrane protein 222-like
Exons: 7
Coding region: 131-685 (184 amino acids)
Source: RefSeq, a predicted model, not a curated record
CCAAAAAGAUUAUUAAAGAGCUGCGGCUCCCCCACUUGACCUAAACAAUGAGCGGUGCUGCGUUCACGGACCAAGACUACCGUACGUCACGUCGCUGUCAUCGUCACCACCCGUCAGAGGGCGAUCUGCGAUGGCGGAUGUGGACGACGUGGACGUCAAGAUGAAUUAUCGCGGAGAUUUGUUAAAAAACGACAAAAAGAACAGCCGCUACCCGUACUGCAUUGUCUGGACGCCCAUUCCGGUUUUGUCGUGGGUGCUGCCUUUCAUUGGCCACAUGGGGAUAUGCACCUCUUCCGGAAUCAUAAGAGAUUUCGCUGGAUCUUAUUUUGUCUCGGAGGACAACAUGGGCUUCGGGAGACCAACAAAGUAUUGGAAGCUUGACGUGGACAAAGUUUGCGGCAACGGCGCCGCGACUUGGGACAAAGCAGUGCACGAUGCAUCAGAAGAAUACAAAUGCAGGCCGCAUAAUCUGUGUCUUGAUAACUGCCAUUCCCACGUCGCCAUGGCCCUCAACCUCAUGCGCUAUGACAACAGCGCCUCUUGGAACAUGGUCAACUUGUGUGUUCGCUCUCUUAUUCAUGGCAAAUAUGUGAGCUGGGCCGCGUUCUUCAAGACCUGGCUGCCCUUCGUCAUGCUCUGCGGAGUCUUCGCCAUGUUCAUCCUUACGUUCAACCUCCAGUCGUAAAGCUCGUCCGGUACACGUUGACGUGUUUGACAUGUAUUUUUUUAUGAUGAAUACGUUCCCAGACUGGCUAAUAUACGUGUCCCUGAUGAGGAAAAAAAAAAAAAAAAUGUAAAUGAGAGCGUGAAUCGCUACGUAAACUGAACGCUGAAUGUGUUCAUCAAUUAUUCAAAAGAUUAAAAGAUAUGAAAUACGAGCAAAUUAUGUAAGACCCGCAGGAGGACAAAUGCCCCUUUGUCAAUAGUUUUUUUUCUUUUUAUUAAUUUUUUUAAGUUAGGUUACAUGUUUUGAUUGCUUAGAAACUGUACAGCUUCAUAGUGGAAUGUAAUUUUAAUAUCAAAGAAGCAUUACUUUAUCUUAUUGUUAAUAUCACUAUAAAGUGCCUUUUGGUGUUCUUAUCACAAUUACUCAAUCAUCACGAAAAUGUGGCAGAAUAAUGAAAUU